CAGGUUUUUAACUAUUGGGAACCAACGCAUUACUUACAAUAUGGAUAUGGAAUGCAAACUUGGGAGUAUUCACCAAUUUACGCAAUUAGAAGCUGGGCUUAUAUACGGUUGCAUGCAAUCGUUGGCAAUGUUUUUAGCUCUUUAUUCAAUCAUGACAAGAUUAAAGUUUUUUAUGCAAUACGCGUGAUUUUCGCCGUGAUUUGCUCAAUAUGUGAAAUGUUAUUCUAUCUCUCGGCAGUAAAGAAUUUGGGCCCACGUGUUGGCCGAUAUUUAAUAUUCACAAUGUUGAUUAGUGCUGGCAUGUGGAAUGCUUCAGCUGCAUAUCUUCCGUCAACUUUUGCAAUGUAUACAACUAUGAUAGCAUUCUUUUAUGCUCUUAAUCCAGUGUCAACAACUUCUGGGCGAAGGAUUUAUCUUACAAUUUUCUGGGUUGGUCUAGGAUCACUAUUAGCAUGGCCUUUUAGUGCGGCUGCUGGUAUACCUGCUGCUAUCGAAGAAUUGGUUCUUCGAACUGCUGCGCUCAGGAACAGAUUUGAGCGAAUUAAACGAUUGAUAAUUGGCUUCAUAGUUUCAACGUGCAUGAUAUUGAUUCCUCUUGUCAUAGUUGAUUAUUAUUAUUAUAAAAAAAUUACUGUAGUUCCAUUAAAUAUCGUAAUAUACAAUGUUUUUGGCGGAAAAGACAGAGGUCCUGAUAUUUAUGGUACCGAACCUUGGAAUUUUUAUGUUAUAAAUGGCUUUUUGAACUUUAAUUUUUUGUUUAUUAUGGCUCUUAUAAGCAUACCGGGCUUAAUCCUUACUUCUGUGAUCGACCCUGGUCGUAUUUCAUCAAAGUCGACAGCUGGUCCAAUAUAUGCUUAUCUUUAUCUCAUUUUUCGACUUUUGCCAUUUUAUUUAUGGCUUUUUAUAUUUAUCAUACAACCGCACAAGGAAGAACGAUUUUUGUUUGUAGCUUAUCCUCUAAUUUGUUUAAAUUCUGCGGUUGCAAUAUUCUUAAUAAGAGGAUGGUUUGAUCGACUAAUGUCAUUUAGACAAAUGCAUAUUACAGUAAGUAAAAUAAGUAUAAAAUCAACUGCUAUUAUUAUUUUUUGUGGAGCCAUUUCGUUGGCGCGUGUCUCUGCUUUAUAUGUUCACUAUAGUGCACCCAUGACUAUUUUUAAACAUUUUUAUUAUGAAGAGAUACCUAGCCAAAUUGCGGCUCGUCAACUACAAGUGGAUUUAAUAAACAAUCCAAUUAAUCUUUGCAUAGGAAAGGAAUGGUAUCGAUUUCCAAGCCAUUACUUUUUGCCAGAUGGAGUGCGUUUAAGAUUUUUGAAAUCAGAUUUCAACGGACAAUUGCCGAAGUAUUUCAUGGAAAAAACUUACAUUGAUUUUGAUAACAAGACCAAGUUUAGUACUGAACGUGAAGGAACAUGGUUAGUUCAAGAAGGAUUUAAUGAUCGCAAUUUAGAGGAAAUGGAUCGAUAUUUCAAUGUGACGCAAUGUGAUUAUAUUAUUGAUUUGGAAUUGAAUUAUACAAGAUCUGCAUUAGAUAACAAUAAUGAACAAAAAUAUAUAACUCAAACUGAUCAAUGGAGUGAAGUUAUUUGUAAGCCUUUUUUAGAUGCAGAAAAUUCUAAUAGAAUUACAAGGGCACUUUACCUGCCACCUAUUGUCUGGCAAAAACUGAAGAGAUUUAUUAGUUAUUUGCCUCUUAGGUUAACUGAUAGCGAAACAAUCAAGACAUUAGGAAACUUGAAAUGGGGAGAUUAUUGUCUAUUGCGAAGAAAAGAUGAGACUGAAAUGAUAAGCAUAAAGGUAUGA
Molecule: messenger RNA, 1800 nt
Organism: Rhizophagus irregularis DAOM 181602=DAOM 197198
Lineage: Eukaryota; Fungi; Glomeromycota; Glomeromycetes; Glomerales; Glomeraceae
Source: RefSeq, a predicted model, not a curated record